AUGUCGCUUGCUCGUAACAUCUUUCGUGUCACCAAUUCCUCGGUUGGACUUAGAUCUCUGUCGACUGUGAACGAAGUUGUCUUCAGCACUCGUCCUUAUAAACUGCAUAAGUUGGACUAUGGACCGAGAAAUGAGACGACUUUGACCAGGGAUGAGGCUCUCCAUUAUUACAAGGAGAUGCAAUUGUUGAGAAGAAUGGAGACCUCGGCCUCAAAUCUCUACAAGGACAAGUCCAUCCGAGGAUUCUGCCAUUUGUAUACUGGGCAAGAAGCCGUGGCGGUUGGAAUUUGUGCUGCCAAACACUCGGAGGAUGCGGUCAUCACCUCUUAUAGAUGCCAUGGAUGGACGUACCUGAUGGGAUCUACUGUUACUGAAGUGUUGACCGAACUUACUGGUAUGUUUUUUGGAAUGAUUUUAGUUUUGUAAUUGUAGGCCGAAUUGGUGGAAAUGUCUAUGGAAAAGGAGGUUCCAUGCACAUGUACGAGAAGAACUUCUACGGAGGAAAUGGAAUCGUCGGCGCCCAGAUUCCCCUCGGCGCUGGUAUUGCCUUUGCCUAUAAAUACCGCAACCAGAGGAACCUCUGCUAUGCCUUAUACGGAGACGGUGCUGCCAACCAAGGACAGUUCUUCGAGGCCGCCAAUAUGGCCAAACUGUGGGAUCUACCGGUCGUUUUCAUCUGCGAGAACAAUGGGUUUGCCAUGGGAACUUCCGCUUCGAGAGGAUCCGCCUCCACUGAAUAUUACACUAGAGGAGACUUUGUCCCUGGAAUUUGGGUUGAUGGAAUGGACUUGCUGACGGUCAGAGAAGCCAUUCACUUUGCCAGAGAGCAUUGCACAUCUGGAAAAGGACCGCUUGUGAUUGAGAUGGAGACCUACAGAUAUGUGGGACAUUCGAUGUCUGAUCCAGGAACCAGUUACAGAACCAGAGAAGAAGUCCAGGAAGUCAGAAAGCAUAGAGAUGCUAUCGUCGGGUUCAGAGACAAGAUUAUCACAGCAGGGUUGGUUGUGGAGGAAGAACUAAAGGUAAAAUUUGAAUAUUUCGAUAAUGGUUGUGUUAAAUUCACGAUGAAAAUUUUUGGAAUAAACUUUUUCAAUUUGCAGAAGAUCGACAAGGAUGUCCGAAGAGAAGUCGACGAGGCCACCAAGAUUGCUACCACCGAUCCCGAACUUCCCACAGAGGCCCUCUAUGCUGAUCUAUAUGCUAACACUGAACCUCAGCUGGUCAGAGGUGCCACCGUCGAUGAUUCUGUCAUCCAACCCUAUCGGUAUACCUCAGAAGUUGUCGAGAAGCUUGGAAGAACUCCCAAGAAGUACUGA
This is a messenger RNA of Bursaphelenchus xylophilus (pine wood nematode), 1316 nucleotides long. NCBI's taxonomy places the organism in Eukaryota, Metazoa, Nematoda, Chromadorea, Rhabditida, Aphelenchoididae. The record is from the annotation of a GenBank genome assembly.